AGGGCGACAGAGGGAGGUGUUCCCCCCCUUCCACAGACUCAAGGAUCCCUCACUCUCCAAUAACUUUCAAUUUCACUAGUCCGCAUACUCGGCGCUCAAGUGUAAGCGACCGGACUGCUCCCAACGCAUCGGACUUCUCUUAACACAGGACUGCUCAUAACACAGCGGACUGCUGCUAACACAGAGCGUAUCUCCAAGACGCGCGGAAACCAAACGCGCGUAAAAGAAACGCGCUUUACGCGGUGGAGUUCUCCAGCGUGCGAUACACUCCGAUGACACUCAUGGACAGCUGACAGAAGAAACGAUGAAAGAAACGAUGAGUUUAGAAUGAGUUGUUUCAUUUGAAUGUACUACGUGUCAUUGCAAACCUAUUGCGGUAUCCGGAGGAACACUUGGGAUGGAAAAUAAUUGCUUUUAUCUGCCACGUCUGGACUAUAGUACAAACUCGCAAGGAAGAAUGAAGUAACCGCUAUGGAGACGGACAAUGCCCCGUACUCCAAACUCAAAACAGCUGGAGUAGGGGGGAGGGUGCUGAUUCUCUGGACCAUCCUGUGUCUCAGCUGCUCCCUGAGGUCAGCGCAGGCCCAAGAUGUGGACGUGCUCCAGCGACUCGGACUUUCCGGUCGGCGCGGGGCCGGUGGAUCGCGCUCCGUCCCUAAUGGCGUCAUCGUGGUCAAAUCGGGUGCCAUCCUCACCCAGCGGGCGCGGGUCCAGGUGCCUCUUCGCACGGUCCUGCCCGCCUCCUACACCUCCGCCAACCUCUCCGUGAUCCUCAGCUUCUCCGCCCAUCGCGUCAACAGCGCCUUCGUCUUCAGCAUCCUGUCGAGGAAGAAGAAGCUGCAGCUGGGGGUGGAGCUGGCCCCGGGGAAGGUGCUGGUGCACGUGGGCCAGAGGAACUCUGUGAGCCUGGACUACAACGUCCACGACGGACUCUGGCACAGCCUGGCGCUGGACAUCCGGGGACAGCGGGUGUUUCUGUACGCGUCGUGUGGGAACCGGACCGCCCAGGCGGAUCUGCCUUCGAGCAAGGAGGAGACCCUGGACCCAGAGGGCUCCUUCGUUUUGGGCAAAAUGAACCAGAACUCGGUGCCGUUCGAAGGCACCAUCUGUCAGUUUGACAUUUAUCCUUCCGCUGAGGCAGCUCAUAACUAUUGUGAUUACAUUAAGACACAAUGCCGGGAGGCCGACUCGUAUCGGCCCGCUUUCCAGCCUCUACUACCUCUGCUGCCCCAGGAGCUUAACAUUACUGUUACCCAAAUGACUCCAAGGUCGUUGACCGAGCUUACGAAAAAGGCCCAUAGAGCCACUCUGGGCUGGCCUGAGGAAACCAGAAGGGCCGGGUUCCUCCAGCCCACUCAGAGAUCAUCCAUGUUUCACAAAACGGUGCUUCCAACACACGCCUCUCCGGUGCACAGGACCACGUCUGUCUCAGCUCCGGUACACCGAGGGUCGGCCCGUCACCCUCGGGUACCGGGUACCGACGCCGUCAGCCUGUCUCUGCCGACCGGUACAAGUAACCCAACAGUCCCCAAGUCAACACCUCCUGGCAGGCCGAGCAGAGAGCUGGCAGAAGGAGAUAUUAAAAGGCCCAAACCCUCUGUCAACAGCACGCCUUCAGCUGCCUUCUCGAAGCCACCGGAGAUCAAAUCUGUUCCACAGACCACUGCAGCGGCCAAACUGGGAUCCUCUUCAAACACCUACCUACUCUACCAGAGGCAGCUGAUUACAAUGGCCCCAAAGAAACUCCAGCCAAGAGUGACCAAGACACCGGAUGUUAAACCUACUGUGCUUAUCCCGGUCACCCCAGCUGCAACAGAUGGCUUCCAAAUAUUUGACUUGGACCCGACCCAAUUCUCUCUGCUGGCGGGACCACCUGGACUAAAGGGAGAACCAGGACCAGCGGGACAGGAGGGCCCUCCAGGGAUCCCGGGCCAGCCAGGCAAGAGAGGAUCUCGGGUAAUCCAUCCUCCACGUUUUAUCAGCAACACGUCUCUGUUGUCCAACGCAUCCAUUUGUAUUCGUACGGCGGACCCACUGUGUUCCAACCACAACAUGUGCAGGCCAACCUCAUUAGUCGUAUCUAAACUGCUUCCUGCAGAGUGGAUCCUACAUGUCUCACUGCUGCUGCAAUCUGCUGAGCCGGUAUCCCCCCACUACCCGAAAAGGAAGAAGUAUGUGCACGGCCGUGCCCCGCCCCUCGGCCUCGUGGCGGGGCUGACAAUUGUUAACUAUUGUUUUAUGUUUCAGGGACAUAAGGGAGAUCCUGGACUGUCGCCCGCUCCUGCCCCCAAAGGCGUUAAAGGAGAACCCGGUGUAAUUGGACCCUCUGGAAUGCCUGGCCAAGACGGACGAAAGGGACAGAAAGGCCAUCCGGGGGUGCCUGGGCUUCCGGCCGAACCGGGCGAGCGGGGCGAUCCUGGAAGCCCGGGGGCCAAAGGUUAUCCUGGCAGGCAGGGUUUACCCGGACCAAUUGGGAAGAUGGGGCCUAAAGGAACCAGGGGUCACAUAGGGCUCCCCGGGCUCUUCGGGCUUCCCGGACCCGACGGGGAGAGGGGGAGUCCUGGCGGUCCUGGGAAGAAGGGCAAGAUGGGUAGGCCGGGUUUUUCCGGAGACCCGGGAGAGAGGGGACCGCCCGGUCCUGAUGGGAACCCGGGGGAGCUGGGAGCCCCGGGUCCCUGUGGGGUCCAUGGUCUCAUCGGGGACAUGGGGCCUGGAGGUGUGAUUGGCUUAGCAGGACCUCCGGGACUCAAGGGAGUUCCGGGCAAUCCAGGGGAACCAGGACUGAAAGGUGAUAAGGAGGAAGUGGGUAUACCCGGCGAGCAGGGUGAACACGGUUUCCAAGGCGACAAGGGUAUCGUGGGGUUGCCAGGGUUACCGGGACACCGUGGGAAACCUGGAUCCCAGGGGAAACCAGGGGACAGCGGUCCUGCUGGCCUGGCCGGCCCUCCCGGCCCGGAGGGGUUCCCCGGGGAUCUCGGCCCACCGGGACACAACGGCCCCGAGGGACCCAAGGGUAGGGCCGGGCUCCGAGGGUUACCUGGACCCAGUGGGAUCCCUGGACCGGAGGGUGACGAAGGCCCACCUGGGCCGGCUGGACCAUCUGGACCAGAGGGCAGAGCUGGGAGGCCGGGAUUCGGAGGCAGCGCCGGCCCAGACGGUCUCAAGGGGGAGACGGGCGUUAGUGGCGAGGUCGGAGCGCACGGAGAGAAGGGGCCACCUGGGUUCCUGGGACUCGUGGGGGAGCCAGGCAUCGCUGGAGAUAAGGGCGAGCGAGGGGAGGUGGGAGAUCCCGGACCGCAGGGGGUGAAGGGAGCGACGGGUCAUCCUGGCUCCCCUGGACAGAGCGGAUCCCCCGGAGAGCAAGGCUUCCCAGGCCGUCCUGGUUCUCAGGGAUCCAUUGGUGUCCGAGGACCCAAAGGACUCAGGGGCCCUGUGGGUCCAUACGGGCUCCUGGGAGGGAAGGGUUCUGCUGGAGCCAUGGGCCUGGAUGGUCCACCCGGAAAACCUGGGUUCCCUGGACAGAUGGGGAAGAUCGGCGAGCGAGGAGAAUCUGGACCGAAGGGAUUUCCAGGUAUCCAGGGACCAUCAGGACCUCCUGGUGCCAAGGGCUUUGCAGGAGAGCCAGGGCCGGCGGGGCCCGCUGGAUCGACGGGGCCUCUCGGAGACAUGGGACCAAAGGGACCGCUGGGGAGGGCAGGGGCGAGCGGGCUGCCUGGUGAUCCUGGAGAGAAGGGGGCCCCGGGUCCCAUCGGAAGCCCGGGAGAGCUGGGCCUGAUGGGUCAGAGGGGGGAGGCCGGAGUGUACGGUGAGGUUGGAGCAAGCGGACCUGACGGAGUCAAGGGCGAGGCGGGCGACGUGGGGGCCGAAGGGGCCCAGGGAGAGAGGGGUCUGUUGGGCACCAAGGGGAAGGAGGGCCCCCCCGGGGCUCCUGGCCUGGUGGGGGUGAGGGGUCAAGAGGGUAAACCUGGAACAAUCGGCCAACGAGGAAAAGCUGGAGACAAGGGAAGCCAGGGCCCCCAGGGCCCGCUGGGCGAGACGGGGCCCGUGGGGGGGCAGGGCGAGCCGGGCCACGUCGGACCCAAGGGUGCCAGGGGAACCAUCGGACCCACGGGGGCCCCAGGCAGGAUGGGGCCGCAAGGGACUCCGGGAGUGGCCGGGUAUGAGGGACACAGAGGAGCCCAGGGCCCGGUAGGCCCGCCUGGACCAAAAGGUGAAAAGGGUGAGCCAGGGGACGACAGCAAGGUGGAGGGACCGCGGGGCGCCGCUGGGGACAGAGGUUCUCCGGGCGCCACGGGAACCAGAGGGGAACCGGGGGAUCCAGGAUACGAGGGCCAGCCCGGGCUGGACGGGGCCAGAGGUCAGGCUGGGGCCCCGGGCUCUCCUGGCCACGCCGGACCCCGCGGACAGGGAGGGCUGAAGGGGUCCAAAGGUCACCAAGGCAAGGAGGGGAAGGCGGGGCCGAGAGGACUGUCUGGGAGCAGAGGAUCCCCGGGUCCGGAGGGUCCAGCGGGCCCCCGGGGCGUGCUGGGCAGAGAGGGCCUGGAGGGGCCCUCGGGGACGGACGGGGCCGCAGGUACCGACGGAGUCAAAGGAAACAAGGGCGAGCAGGGAGGCGACGGGCCGUUGGGUCUGGCUGGCAAGGCGGGCCUGCAGGGGACGGCGGGCGUCCCGGGGCUGCCGGGGAGCCAGGGCGCGUUCGGCGCCAAGGGUGAGAGGGGUCUACCAGGACAAACGGGACCAAUUGGGAGAAGAGGGAUGAUUGGUGGAAUGGGGUUGCCAGGGAAACAAGGAGAUCAAGGACCCGGAGGACAUCCAGGGGAGGACGGUGAUCAAGGGUUUCCAGGAUUCUUUGGGAUGUUUGGGCCUCAGGGUCCCCUGGGUGACUUGGGCCCCACAGGUAUACAGGGUCCAAAGGGGCCCCGCGGACUGAGGGGGAUGGAAGGACCUGCCGGCCCCUCGGGCAUCAUCGGACCCAACGGCCACCUGGGACCCCAGGGGGACAGGGGCAGCCGGGGGGAGACGGGACUGCAGGGGCCCAAGGGACCGCCGGGCCCCCGAGGACCCACAGGGGCCCCGGGACUUCCCAGUAUGUAUCCUUCAUUGAAACAGGAAGCUCUGGACGCGGCCUUCGAGGCCAUCCUGGACUCCCACGUUGUGCUGAGGUCAGAGAGCUACCAGCACAUGGACAUGCCCAUGCUGGACCAGGGCACGGCGGUGUUCCAGACCCUGCAGCACCUCAGCUCCCUGAUCCAGAGCCUGAAGCACCCUCUCGGGAACCGGGACACCCCGGCCCGGAUCUGCCGGGACCUCCAGGACUGUGAACAGCGGAUGCAUGAUGGCGUUUACUGGAUCGACCCCAACCUGGGCUGUUCGGCUGACACCAUAGAAGUGACAUGUAACUUCAGCGCUGGAGGACAGACCUGCCUGAAGCCCGUCUCCGUCUCCAAGCUGGAGAUGGGAGUGGGCCGCAUCCAGAUGAACUUCCUCCACCUCCUCAGCUCCUCAGCCACGCAGCACCUCACAGUCCACUGUCUGAACACGCCCGUGUGGGCCACCGGACCCUCCCUGCAGCCCUCGGACCGCGCCGUCAGCUUCAAGGCCUGGAGCGGGGACCGGAUACAGGCCGGAGACGUGCUGGAGCCCACCGUGAUCAAGGACGACUGCUGGAUCAAAGAUGGCCACUGGCACCAGACCCAGUUCGUGUUCCAGACCCAGGACCCCAACCUACUCCCCAUCGUGGACGUGGACAACCUGCCCUCUGCGGACCCCGGCUCCCGCUUCCACCUGGAGGUGGGCCCCGUGUGCUUCCUGUGAGGCGGGAAGACGCGCGAGACACGGACCACCUCCCCCCAAACCUCGGACUGCAGAUGCAGCCCGAGGAGCCACUAGGGAGGACAGAACCGACCAAUGAAAAGGCAGAGCUAUCUCAUGACGCCUGGCACUAAAAAUCCACCGAUGGAAAAACAAAAGAAUAAGCUUCUCCCGUUCAGAGACUUCUUUACAAGACCUGGACCGGACCCUUCGCCGCAGACGGAAGGGAGGAAAUAUGACAAAUAUGGAAGAUCUCGAACGAUCUCUAAUGGACCACGUUGUAACAUAUUCGCUUCACGAUCUCAUUGUUUUCCAAUGUUUAAUCUUAAAUGUCCAGAAGGAGAUCUCUGCAGAUCUACUGAACUUGGUUUCAUCUGCAAAGUUCUUUUUUUUAUUUUUUUUAUGUUACAUCAAUAAGUACUAUUUAUACCUGUAUAUGUACUGUAUAUUUUAAUAUAAAGUGCAAUAGCUAUCGCUCCACAACUUUGCAUAACAAAUUCAGGGCACUAGGUGAUAACUCAUCCAGAAAAGCAGCGAGCCACAGAUGGGACCGUAACCAGGGGACUCGUCACACAAUCGACACAGACAACCCCUGCUGUGUGGACGGUGUCAUGACGAUACCUCUGCCCUCUCCCUACCAAUCCAUAAAGACAACGGGGGCCAAUCUUCUGGGGGAGGAGGAGACAUCUGGCGCUGCACAAUACCGCCAUGCCGUCUGCGGAGUCUGCUUCUCUUCUGAACUCUAAACAAAAGGGAACCGUGUACUGUAGUAGUAGCCGAAUCCAGUGAGGCCAACUCUCAAGCAUGCAGCUUCACGAGCAAAACAACAAUCAUUGUGGGUCUUGACACCGUGUUACAUUCUGUUCAAAUGUACAUAAAUAAUGCAACUGUACAAUGCAGGUGGAUGCUAUUUAAAUGUUAUUUAAAUCCCCCUUGGGCUUUUGUUCAUUCAGUGAGUCAGGCAUUGACUGUGUUGUUUGGUGAGUCUACGUGUCUUUCUAAUUAAACUGAGCGGUCCCAACACCA
Molecule: messenger RNA, 6837 nt
Organism: Gadus macrocephalus (Pacific cod)
Lineage: Eukaryota; Metazoa; Chordata; Actinopteri; Gadiformes; Gadidae
Product: collagen alpha-1(XXVII) chain B-like
Exons: 61
Coding region: 472-5814 (1780 amino acids)
Molecular function (GO): extracellular matrix structural constituent
Source: RefSeq, a predicted model, not a curated record